UGCACGGUUCACAUCAUGGCCGCCGGAUCCGGGACGGCGGGUCCUGCUUCCGGAUCGGGCGUCGUGCGUGACCCAUCGGCGUCACAGCCGAGAAAGGGGCCCGGCGGCGAGAGCGCGCGGCGAUCGGGCACGAUGGCGGGAGGAGGCGGGAGUAGCGACGGCAACGGGCGGUCGGCGGGUCGGCGGGCAUCCCGCAGCGGCGGGCGGGCCCGACGGGGGCGCCACGAGCUGGGGCUGGGGGGCGCCGCGGAGCGCGGCGCGGGGGAGGCGAGGCUGGAGGCGGCGGUCAACCGCUGGGUGCUCAAGUUCUACUUCCACGAGGCGCUGCGGGCCUUUCGGAGUAGUCGGUAUGGGGACUUCAGGCAGAUCCGGGACAUCAUGCAGGCUUUGCUUGUCAGGCCCUUGGGGAAGGAGCAUACCGUGUCCCGGCUGCUGCGGGUUAUGCAGUGUCUGUCUCGCAUUGAAGAGGGUGAAAAUUUAGAUUGUUCCUUUGAUAUGGAGGCUGAGCUCACACCCCUGGAAUCAGCUAUCAAUGUGCUGGAGAUGAUUAAAACGGAAUUUACACUGACAGAGGCAGUGGUCGAGUCCAGUAGAAAACUGGUCAAGGAGGCUGCUGUCAUUAUUUGUAUCAAAAACAAAGAAUUUGAAAAGGCUUCAAAAAUUUUGAAAAAACAUAUGUCCAAGGACCCCACAACUCAGAAGCUAAGGAAUGAUCUCCUGAACAUUAUCCGUGAAAAGAACGUGGCCCAUCCUGUGAUCCAGAACUUUUCCUACGAGACCUUCCAACAGAAGAUGCUGCGCUUUCUGGAGAGCCACCUGGAUCACGCAGAGCCCUACCUCCUCACGAUGGCCAAAAAGGCUUUGAAAUCUGAGUCCGCUGCCUCAAGCACAGUGAAGGAAGAUAAAGAGCCAGCACCAGAGCCUGUGGAAAAGACACUCAGAGAACCUACAAGGGAGCUACAGAAUACUCCAACCACCUUUGGGAUUAUGACUCUGAAAGCAGCUUUCAAGGCCCUAUCCAGUGCGAAGGAUUCUGAGGCAGCCUUCUCAAGACUAGACCAGAAGGAUCUGGUACUUCCUAAUCAAGCAUCUCUACCAUCCUCAGCCCUCAAAAACAAGAGACCAAGAAAAAAUGAAAGUUCAGCCCCUGCUGAAUGUGAGGGUGGCUCUGAACUGCAGCCCAAGGCCAAGCGCAUGACAAUAAGCAGAUUGGUUUUGGAGGAGGACAGCCAGAGUAUUGAGCCCAGCACAGGCCUCGACUCUUCCCAGGAGGUCGUUCCAGCAUCACUAUCCAAGCCUGCCGCACUCAACCAACCCCUUCCCAAGGAGAAGAAUCUCAAAGUACCCAAAGGCAAGUGGAACAGCUCUAAUGGGGUUGAAGAAAAAGAUACUUGGAUAGAAGAGGAUGAACUGUUUCGAGUUCAGGCAGCAGCUGACGAAGAGAGUGUAACCAGCAUAACAAAAAAACAGAAGUGGACGGUAGAAGAAAGCGAGUGGAUCAAGGCUGGAGUGCAGAAAUACGGAGAAGGAAACUGGGCUGCCAUUUCUAAAAAUUACCCAUUUGUUAACCGAACAGCUGUAAUGAUUAAGGAUCGCUGGCGGACCAUGAAAAAACUUGGCAUGAACUGAAACAGGCUUUCAUUUCCACAGCAUUAACAGGAGCAUGGUUUCUAAUAAUAGCCCAAUAGUCUGCUGUUUCUUUUGGAAGCUGGGCUGGGAUGAGAAUUCUGGGAAACCUCCUUCUGUGUGAGGGAGGCCCCAGUUCCACUUCAGUGCUGUUGGAGAUCAUGGAGCUAAGAAGCAAAGCCAAGCCUACCCCAUGUCCUUGGCAGAGAAUACAGGCACAAAGCUUGUAUAUGCCAGAGUAUCAUUAAUAUUCCCCUCUUUAGUGGUUUGCUUGAAUUUAAAUCCCCAGUAAUCAGUAGAACCUUCUCCUAAGAAAUGGUGGAGUCUAUUAGGAGCCACAUGACUCCAUGACCUGUUAAAACCAGCAACACGAGCAUUUUUUGGAGUGAACUCGUUCCAGGUAAAACUUUGGCCUUCUGAAGCAAAUACAAAGGAACUUCGUUUGUCAUGAGCCCAGACUGAUGAGAGACCAGGCCUUGUGGAAUCAGGAGUCCCUUACAAACCAUUUAGCCAGCUGUGACAUCCACACCUAGACCUGACUGCCUUGGCAUUUGCUUUUAAUAUUUCCUGGGCUACAUAGGAAGGUUUAACCUUCACUUCCCAUGUGGUUGAACCAGUGUGUUUUUUGGUAAAAUGGUGAUUGUAGAUAAGCUUAGCUCCCUCUCUCUUCCCCCUAUCCUCCCUGACCAGUUCCCUUCCUUAUUGCUGGACUUAAAAACAACCUUGAUUGAAUAUAAAUGCCUAAUUCCAUUCUUUAUGAAAUGGUUACUUCUGCCUGAUUCCCUUAAUUGUGCUGUGUUAGUGUCUUGCACUGGAAUUCAACAUUCCCUUCUUUUUUUGUACUUUGUUGUGCUUGCUGUCUCUCUUGGACAUCCUUAAAGACUGUCUUUUUAGCAAAAAAAUUUCAGUAAAGUGUUUUCUGUAAUCUUUUUUUAAAAGAUGAGAAUUAUUGUCUAUAACUUGUAGCAUUGUUCAUUAAAGUCUUGCUUCUCUCA
Molecule: messenger RNA, 2621 nt
Organism: Loxodonta africana (African savanna elephant)
Lineage: Eukaryota; Metazoa; Chordata; Mammalia; Proboscidea; Elephantidae
Gene: TERF2
Product: telomeric repeat binding factor 2
Exons: 10
Coding region: 16-1629 (537 amino acids)
Biological process (GO): telomeric loop formation; negative regulation of telomeric D-loop disassembly; negative regulation of telomere maintenance via recombination
Cellular component (GO): shelterin complex; nucleus; chromosome, telomeric region
Molecular function (GO): double-stranded telomeric DNA binding; telomerase activity; protein homodimerization activity
Source: RefSeq, a predicted model, not a curated record